AUGCGGUUGAUCCGGGGGCCCCGCGGGGCCUGGCGGCUGCUGCCCCGACGCUCGCUGGUGGCCGUGCUCUUCCUCUUCUCGCUCUCCUCCUCCUUCCUCUACUUCGUCUAUGUGGCGCCCGGCAUCGUGAACACCUACCUCUUCAUGAUGCAAGCCCAAGGCAUCAUGAUUCGUGAGAAUAUGAGAACAAUAGGAGCUCAGGUUUAUGAGCAGGUGGUCCGCAGUGCCUAUGCCAAGAGGAACAGCAGCAUGAAUGACUCAGAUUAUCCUCUUGAUUUGAACCACAGUGAAACCUUUCUGCAAACCACAACUUUUCUUCCUGAAGAUUUUACCUACUUUCCAAACCAUACCUGUCCCGAGAGACUCCCUUCUAUGAAGGGCCCAAUUGAUGUAAAUAUGAGUGAAAUCAGAAUGGAGGAUAUCCAUCAAUUAUUCUCUAAAGACCCGGGCAUCAAGCUAGGAGGCCAUUGGAAACCUGAUGACUGCCUGCCUCGCUGGAAGGUGGCAAUCUUGAUACCAUUCCGCAAUCGUUAUGAGCAUCUUCCAGUUCUCUUUAGGCACCUUAUUCCAAUGCUGCAGCGCCAACGUUUACAGUUCGCGUUUUAUGUCAUUGAGCAAGCUGGUAACCAACCAUUUAACCGUGCCAUGCUCUUCAAUAUUGGCUUUCGGGAAGCAAUGAAGGACUUGGACUGGGAUUGUCUGAUCUUUCAUGAUGUGGACCAUAUACCAGAAAAUGACCGUAACUAUUAUGGAUGUGGACAGAUGCCAAGACACUUUGCAGCCAAGCUGGAUAAAUAUAUGUAUCUGCUCCCUUAUAAUGAGUUCUUUGGUGGAGUGAGUGGCUUAACAGUGGAACAGUUUCGGAAAAUCAAUGGCUUUCCUAAUGCGUUCUGGGGCUGGGGCGGAGAGGAUGACGAUCUUUGGAACAGGGUGCAGUAUGCAGGCUACUCAGUAACCCGACCAAGAGGAGUCACAGGGAAAUACAAGUCAAUUCCGCACCAUCAUCGAGGCGAAGUGCAGUUCCUGGGAAGGUAUGCGUUGCUGAGGAAGUCAAAAGAGAGGCAAGUCCUGGACGGUCUCAGUAACUUGAACUACUUUCCAAACAUUACAUAUGACGCCUUGUAUAAAAACAUAACUGUUAACCUGACACCAGAGCUGGCUCUGGUAAACGAAUACUGA
Emys orbicularis (European pond turtle) is the source of this 1179-nucleotide messenger RNA. RefSeq names its product beta-1,4-galactosyltransferase 5 (gene B4GALT5). Gene Ontology annotation, molecular function: UDP-galactose:glucosylceramide beta-1,4-galactosyltransferase activity. NCBI's taxonomy places the organism in Eukaryota, Metazoa, Chordata, Testudines, Emydidae. The transcript is spliced from 9 exons. Gene Ontology annotation, cellular component: Golgi apparatus. Gene Ontology annotation, biological process: carbohydrate metabolic process. The record is from RefSeq and is a predicted model, not a curated record. The coding region runs from base 1 to 1179 and encodes 392 amino acids.